This is a messenger RNA of Formica exsecta, 552 nucleotides long. RefSeq lists its product as uncharacterized. The transcript has 2 exons. NCBI's taxonomy places the organism in Eukaryota, Metazoa, Arthropoda, Insecta, Hymenoptera, Formicidae. Bases 103 to 441 code for a protein of 112 amino acids. The record is from RefSeq and is a predicted model, not a curated record.
UUUUUCAAAUUUACUAGGAGCUAAACGCUGUGAUGUUGGUCAAGAUCACGGUCUAAAGAUGAUCAUCGACAUAAGCAUAUCCGAGAGAAGAAAUUCAAUGAUAUGCAGAAACAAUUGGAUAACCUAACAAAGGUCGUUGAGGCGCUGGUUCACGUUCAAAAAGAACAGAAACCAGCAAAUCAGUCUACAGAAAUCGAGACUGAUGAUACUGAGAUAUUUGACGUCGAGGAGAAUAAGGAAAAUAACCCAAAUUCGAAAAAAGACUCAAAUACUGAGGUAAUCGAUAGAUGUAUCCAGCAGAAUCAAUCGACGGAGGAUAUUUAUGAGGAGUCGACAUUAAAAGAUAAUGUCUUGAAAGUAUUGGGAGUGGACUUAAAUGAAUCUAAAUUCAAAGAGGUUAAGUAUCGUCCAGAAUUGAAAAAUCAUGGUCAAAGUGGAUAAAAGAAGGUCUCCCAGAGAAAAACAAAAAAGAAAUUAUGGAACUUUACAAUCGUAAAAGAGAGCUAUAUACAGAAGCACCUAAAAUGAAUUUAGAAAUUGUCCCACUCCUCU